Messenger RNA from Cinara cedri, 2967 nucleotides. The record is from the annotation of a GenBank genome assembly. NCBI's taxonomy places the organism in Eukaryota, Metazoa, Arthropoda, Insecta, Hemiptera, Aphididae.
UAUAAGCCCCGGGACGCCCGCCAUCGACAUCACACAUUAAUAUUCUUAUCAAUUCCCAAGUCGACCGCGGGUUGAAGUUUGCAGAAGUUUCGCCGAAACACGCCAGAAACUAUCACACACAUCUCGAAAUGGCUUCUUUCAAGAAUCUGGUGAGUGACUUUGCUACCGACGACAUAAGACAUUGUAAUACACCCAUACGCGGUCCGUUUCACGAAAAUACGCCGAGUAUUUUCAAUAACCGGUAUACAGCACGUUUUCAGUGGACAACACAGUUAUUAAUUUAUUAUGAAUAUGAAUAGAAAAAGUGCAGUAGUAUUUAUUUUCCGAAAAUAAAUAUUUCUGCGAAAUACUGGUUAUUAUAUAUUUAUUACCGGGGUUGCGAGUUUGUAGCAAAAAAAAAAAAAAAUUGUACAAAAAAGUUUUUUUUUUACUCUUAUAAUAACGACGACGUAGGAAAAUAAUAUUACAAAAAUGACCUUUUUUUUUAAAAAAAAGAACUUCUUAUUUGAAGCGAUGUGCUCAUAAAAAUAUAUUAUUUAUCUAUAUUUACUAUAAAUGCAAAGUUUCAUUCCGACAUAUUUAUUAGUUAUGCGAUGGUAUUGUGUAAUAUUCAGAAUAUUGUAUUUCAACGCUAUUUUUGAAUUUUUAAAUAGAUUUAUUUGUACAUUUUUUUUUUUAUUAUUUAUUUGUAUGGGUUCGUGUUUUUUUUAUAUUUAAGUACAUAUUUAUUUUGUCUAAAUUUAAAUAAGUGAGGGAUAAACUAUCUGAGAUAAACAAUUGAUUCAUCUAAAUAUAUUUAUUUUUAUUUCUUUCUCUCGUAUACCUAAUUUAUAAAUAUUUGUUAAAAACAAAUGGAUAAAAUAAUUAAAAUAAUACAUAUUUGUAUAAUGUUUUAACAAAUGAAUUAUGAAGUUAAAUAUAUAGACAUCAAUCGCACAACAGUUUUGAAAUUUAGCUAUGCGCAAAAUUUUACAACUUUUAGCCCUAAUUAGGUAACGAAUAAAAAUUUGUUUUUUUUUUCAUCUAGAAAAAUUGUUAAAUCAUUAUAUCUAUUUUUUCUGGAAUUUAUGAAAUAUAUCCUUUUAGAAUACCGUCUGUAAAACAUGUGUUACUUUUCCGCGAAAUCGAUUAAAACCACAAUUAAGAAACAGUAAUAAUAAUAAAGUUUGUCUCAACAGAUAUUCUUCGCCUUGGUCGUAUGCACCUUUGCCGCCACCCAAGAAACCGAAACCGUGAGGGAGAAGAAACACGCUUACAUCGCAACCGCUCCGGCUCGUAAGUAACCUAACCUGAAAAUACUCGUGUUAUUACAUCGACUUCGGGACAGUGGCGUAUUUGCAGGGGUAGAUUAGAGAGGUUUAUUUUGUCAUUUGUUUAGGUUGACAUUUUUUUUCACUAGGUAUGCAUAUUAUCUGCCUAAGUAAUACCUAUUUUAAGUUCUGGGUGUAAUAAUGAAUGUAUUGGUCUCACAAAGAUAUUUAUUUUUUAAAUUUGUUAUACUGUUUACGAAAACUCUAUAAAAAAUCUUGCUCCGAAGUAUCAAGUACAGACAGUAUAGCACGUUUUUUAAAAGGGAAUUUCCUUGGGAUGGUACUUUAGAGAAGUCGUUUUUUGAUUUUCAAGGAGUUUCUCCAAUAAAUGGGGAAAACGGAGGGAAAAUGGAAAAAUGUACGAAAUGUAGGUAUUUUUAAAAAAAUGUUGCAGUUUUUUUUCCUGUGAACGACUUUUCUACCAGCAAUUUUAUUCCGAUUUGCAAUGAUAGCACUUUUUUUUGAAAGUAAAUCUGACUAUUGUGAUACUUAAAGGAAGGCUUUAUAUGAUUUUCUUAAAAGUUUUCCUAAUAAACGGGAAAACAUGGUAAAAACUGGCAGUAACGGGAAAACAGGUACAAUAUUAAACAAAUAUUGUUAAAGAAAAUAUAUAAUGCAUAUAAUGUAAUUAUUUCACCAUAAUGUGACAUAUAUAAUGUUAACAAAGCAACACUAUUAACCGAACUCCACUUAGAAUCGUUGUUCAUUUGUAAUGGUAAAUCGUUGCGUAGAUAUACAUUAAAUUUCCCCUCUACCUUCCCAACUUCACAUCUACAGUGGUCCACCCACGUAUACGGAAUAUUAUCAGUCUUUUUAAAUUCAAAUUUCUUUACUUUUCAAUCAGAGAAAUCAACAAUUUAAUGCGUUGGACUAUCUAUACAUAGUUAAUAUAUUUGAAAAAAAAAAUAAAGAAAAACCCUAAACGUAUACUCGUUUUCUAAUUUCAAACGAAACUUAUCCGCAACACUAUGCAAUACAUAAAGGAGAAGGUUAGAUUAUUAUAGUGACCGAAUAAGUACAUAUUUAAUUUCAAUACUCGUUUUAGGGCAAUUAUAAAUUAAUACAAAUUUCUCUUUUCGUUUCGUUUCGUUUAUUUUUUUUUAACCUGGGUAGGUAUAUGUAUAAUUUAUUAUACAUUGUAAAAACUGACACAUUUCCAAAUUCAAUACCUCCCUUCUCGGCAAAAUCCUGAUUACGCCACUGCUUCGGAAAGUCCCCCGAGUCUAUGGUUAUUAUUUUAUAAAAUGUAUUACAUUCGACUUGCGGUUGUUUUAUUUUUUUUUUUAAUUUAGCGGUUUUGGCUUACUCCGUUCCGGGCGCCUACCCGUACCACUACGCCCCGGUUCCAUACGUGGCCGCAGCCGCUAAAGCUUACGCCCCUUACCCGGCAAAAGCUUACGCCCCUUAUCCGGCGAUAGCGGCCUACGCCGCUUACCCGACCAAAACGUACGCGGCCCCGGGCGUCUACGCCGACGACGACGGCAGUUACUGGCCCGGCAAGUACCAAAACACGGCCGCCUACGCCUACCCGGCCGCCUACCACUACUGAAAAACGACCGCAUCCCGACACAAUAAUAUAAUUCCGGCCAGCGACAUAAAUAAAUUGCAAUUUGUUUUUUUUUUUCAACAAUAAAAAUGUGAUCUUUUUUUUCCAUAA